CACGGAGGCCUUGGGGAUGUCCUUAGGGCUGAAGGGACUUUCCCCUAGAAUGGGGGAGGGGCUGGGCCUCUGGGGCCCUGAAGAAGGUUCUGGCUUAGGGGAUGGGGGGAGGGGAUCUACCUUUUCAUUUGAGUGGUGGCUGCACGGGAGCAGGUACAUUUCCUGGGGCAGAAAUUUAGGGAUGCUGAAGAGAAUCUUGCCAGAUGAAGAGACCUUCUACGGUAGCUGUCCUGGGAACCACAUUUUCUGGUGAGACCUUCUCUACAGGACUAAUCUCUUGGAAUUACUGUUCUAAACAAGAUGAGUCAUCCCUGUGUGUCAUUUUUAGCUCCGCCUGCUCCCCAAGGUCUUGCCCUUCCCCAAGACGGAGCCCCAGGAAACCAGGUCCUGGCAGUCCCUCUUGAGAUGCCGGAGGCCCAGGAUUUGGUGUCAUUUGAUAUUGUACCGUGGCACCUCACAGAACAGGAGUGGCUAAGUCUGAGUUUGAUCCCAGAGCAGCAGGCACUGGCAUAUUCCAGGGCUGUGACCUCCAUUGGAGUUCCUGUUGUGAGUCCUGCUUUGGUAUCUCACCUGUCACCAGGACAAGUUCUGUUGAUAUCUGAUCCAUCCCUCAACACAGAUCACAGUAAGCACCCUGAAAGCACCUCUGCGACUUCCCACCAGAAGAUGGGUGAAGAAGUCCAGCUGCAAGAGAUGGCGUCCACGAGUUCCCCGAGGGCCAAUGACCCCAGCGCUGAGGUCAAACAGAAUGGGGACUCUGGGGGAAGGGGAGGGAGCCCACAAAAUCUGCCCAUAGAACACCAUUUUGCAUGUAAAGAGUGUGGGGACACCUUCCGCCUUAAAGUGCUCCUUGUUCAGCACCAGAGGGUUCACAGUGAGGAGAAGGGCUGGGAGUGUGGCGAUUGCAGGAAGGUCUUCAGGGGGCUGUCAGAAUUUAAUGAGCACAGGAAGAGCCACGCAGCUGUGGCCACUCAGCCCCGGCCUGACCCCAGUAGGGGUCUGGAAGAUGCCUUGGAAAAGAGGGAGCAAAUGGAGAGGGAGGCGAAGCCCUUUGAGUGUGAGGAGUGCGGGAAAAGGUUUAAGAAGAACGCAGGCCUUAGUCAGCACCUGAGGGUGCACAGCAGAGAGAAGCCCUUUGAUUGUGAGGAGUGUGGGCAGUCCUUCAAAGCCAACACCCACCUCUUUCGACAUCAGAAGCUUCACACUUCGGAAAAGCCCUUUGCGUGCAAGGCGUGCAGCAGGGAUUUCCUGGACCGCCAGGAACUUCUCAAGCACCAGCGGAUGCACACAGGCCACCUGCCCUUCGACUGCGAUGACUGCGGCAAGUCCUUCCGUGGUGUCAACGGCCUGGCAGAGCACCAGCGCAUCCACAGCGGCGCCAAACCCUACGGGUGUCCUCACUGCGGCAAGCUGUUCCGGAGGAGCUCAGAGCUCACCAAGCACCGAAGGAUCCACACCGGUGAGAAGCCCUAUGAGUGCAACCAGUGCGGCAAGGCUUUCCGCCAGAGCUCCAGCCUGCUGGAGCACACACGCAUCCAUAGUGGUGAGCGACCUUAUGCAUGUGGCGACUGCGGCAAGGCUUUCCGAGGGCCUUCUGACCUCAUCAAGCACAGGCGCAUCCACAGCGGACUGAAACCCUAUGAGUGCGACAAGUGUGGCAAGGCCUUCAGGAGGAGCUCAGGCCUGACCCGCCACCGUCGGAUCCACAGUGGGGUCAAGCACUGUGAGUGCAGUGAGUGUGGCCGCGUGUUCAAGAGGCGCUCAGCCCUGCAGAAACACCAGCCCUCCCAUCACGAGUAAACACUGCCCUAGGACCCAUAGCAGGUGUCUGCAGAGGCUAUGGCUCAGUCAAAGGAGAUGAACAGUUCUGUAGCCCUUAUCUACUUUAUUUUGUGAGGUUGAAAUGAUUUAUACUGCUACCAGCAAUUUAUAAAUAUCAAUGUUUCCCAGUACACCUAUUGAGAGUAACAUUUACCAUUUGAACAUAGCUUGGCUAUUUUUCCUGGCAGAGAGUACCAUCAAUCUUCACAUCUAGAAAGAAAACAAAAAUCUGCAAAUGGGGGUCUAGUAUGGAACUGGGAGGGCCUUUCCAAGCUCUAUUCCUGAGGGAAAUGUAGCAUUGUUCAGUGGCAUCAAUAUGAAAGGAAAAUUGCCCCAAGGUUUUGGCCUACUUGAAUUUAAUUUUAGGGAUGUAAAUAGAAUGCUCAAAUGCCAUAAUAUUUAAUUUAUUAAUUUAGUAAUACAUAUACAUUUUAAAUCACAUUAUAUGAAAUAAUAUAUUAAUUUAGAGAAUACUUCUUUGUCACCAUACUCCCUUUGUUUCUAACACUUGAUGUGCAUUUUUGACCUCACCAACAUGGAAGUCUGUUUGAGUGAUCUGAGCUAUGGUAGCACUGUGACAAUCCUUUUGUGAGUUUCUCACCAGAAGUCUCCUCCCAAGCCAUAACAACAUAAUAUUAGUACUAUUCUUUGUGUGUUUUUAAAUUAGCACUGUACCUACAACAUUACCACUUAAAGUGGUGAUUUUUCAAACAUCACUCUUGGGUCAUACUCCUAGUAAAACUUACUGGGAUGAAGAUAACCCUAUGAACACCCCAAACAAACAUCAGUUGGGGUUCGUCCUCACACAGUAUCAUUUUGUUCAAAAGAAAGUGAGAGAGCACCCCCAAAUGAAAGGGACAUCUUCAGACAUAAAGGUAAAAUGACACCUCCUCCUUGGAAGAUCCUUGCAACACUCCCUCCAUUUGCAGCUUUGAAGUGGGGAGUAGUUGUAAUCCCUACCUCCUAAGGUUCUCCUAAGGAGUGUACCUUGCAUGCAAGGAUACUACCUGGCUGGCAAGGAGGUGUAUGUAUUCAGUGAAGGUCACUUGUUGUCAUCCCAUAGCUCAUUAGCACCAGAAACAGGGAUGGACCCCUCAGGCCUCCUGACUGCUAGUCUCAUCUUUCAUGCAAUGACUUCAAUAGUAUUUCUGUUUUCUUGCAUGCAAAUUAUUUGUUCAUCUCCUUUGACUAGUUAUCAAGUUACCUUGGAUAUAUUGACUUUAUAUAGUAGUUCUUUCUAUAUCAAUUGUGAUGUUAUUUUCUAAUUUUUAUUGCUUUGGUUUUUUUUGUACUUUAUUACAUUUUUGUUGUGUAAGUUUUAGAUUUUUUUUACAUAUCCUUGAAUUCUUUUUUGUGUGUUAACCUGUGACUUUAAUUGCUUCAGUACUUACAUGUGAUGAUGUUUUCUUUGAGAAUUUAUUUACAGAAGAAAAGUUAAAUCGACUGCCCACCAAAAAAGUAUACAAGGUGGGCAGGUUGGAUGAGGGUGGGCCACAGAAGCAAGCCUGAGCCACAUCCAAGAUGCAGACUCUCUGUGGGCAGCACUUGACUAUACAACCUGGCCACUGAGGCACACUAGAGACAUGUCUGUCACACAUUGCUCAGAGCACUCUGUGACUGCUCAUCAGUAUAGCCCCAGCCACCAGCAACAGGGCUCAGCUUCACCUAGACCAACAGAAUGGUCCCAAUGUGGCAACAGCUAGCCAUCCUUCAAGCUGUCGGGAGCCUUGACUAUUUUGGAUUCACUGACUGAGCAGCAGCUCCAUCUAAGAAACAUCUCAGACACAGAAGACUGACCUGACUGGUAAUGUUGUAUAACCUUCAUUCUCCUCCCAACAAGUGACUCUGGAAUGAGAGAACUUUGUGGUUUCUGCUUUGGGCAACUAGAUUGAGAAAUUUGCCCAUGUGUUCUGGCGUCAUUUCCUACCCUCACAUCUGAGAGGGGUGACAUAUAUGCCUGGAGAGAAAUGGAGCUGUGUUGUUCUUUCAGUAGCCUGCAUGCCGUGCCACAAAAGCUGGUUGCACCAGGUCUGGUCUAGGACUUGGAGUAGCCAUGCCCAAGAGGGCAAUAAAACAAGAUCAGAGGACAGGAAGCAACCUGACGUUCAUGUGGCACAGAAAUUGAAACUGAUCACACUGCAGUUGGGACAUUGCUCCAGGCAAGCCCCAUCAGGAGAAAUAGCAGAUAAAGAAGGUGGUCACAUCACGGCUGUGUCCUGAGUUUCCAGUUGUGCCCUGAGGAAUGUUGUAGGGUCAGAAAAUGUGCCCUUAUGGCCCCCUACUUAGGGAGAUUGGGCUCUCUAUGGGGCAUAGCCUGAAAGGGCUUUCAGCCCCAUCCUGGAAAGCAAGAUCUAACUGUCAAUGACCUCUGAUCUUGGUUAGAAGGGCCUCUCGAAAGCCCCAGGCCACCACAGUGGCCCCGUAGGCCUUCUCUGUGCUGGAGAGAAGCCAAUAACGGUUGCUACAUAGCAAUUCCUGUUGCUCUGUGGGCUCAGUUCUGGUGGUUUCUUGUGAACCGGUCUGAACCCACUUCUUUCUCUAAUUACUUUUCUCAUUGUGAGCUGUUAGGACAUGUUUUGUACAGCUAUUAUUGGGUAAGGAAUGUUGACAUCCACAAGGGAGCAAAUAUGGCACCUUUACCUUGAAAGAAUGCCAUUUCUUGCUCAGUCACUCAUCAAUUGUCAGGGCUGACAAAAGAUAUUACUGAAGUCUAGAAUAACACUAAUUUGGAAGGUAACAGAGUGAGUAGUCACUGCCUAGCUAGGGCAUGGCAUCUCUUCCCAUCCCUUCCUCCCCUCUUUUACCCUCUUCUAGUUUGGGUUCUGUAAUUUUUUUCUCUUGAACAAAUCCUUUUUCAGAGUUAACACUAAAAAUCGGUGUCUUUUCCAUGACUUGCCAGAUCAGCUUUUAAAUGGUGUUGGCAGUGAAAUCCCCACUCCAAAUGCAGUCAGUGUUGUGGCUUUAACAUGUGGCUUAUAGUUGCAUCCUUUGCCUUGGGGAAUGUAGGGGUGGAUUUCCUUGGAUCCUCUAGGUGUACUUCUGUGUCCAAUGCAAACGUGAACAAGCUUCUUGCAGUGUGUGCUUGUCUAUGCAUUUGUGUAUCUACCUCAUUACACUUUUCUUUCUAAUCACAUAUAUUCUUAUUGCAAGGGAAUGGAGAGCAGCUGGAUUACAUAAAAUUCUGGCUCUCUAUAGAGAUCCAUCCCUUUACCAUAUUAAGAAAGAAAUCCUCUGUGGGUUUUAUUAGAGUUUUUGAAUACUUGCU
Messenger RNA from Mastomys coucha (southern multimammate mouse), 5086 nucleotides. RefSeq names its product zinc finger protein 275 (gene Znf275). NCBI's taxonomy places the organism in Eukaryota, Metazoa, Chordata, Mammalia, Rodentia, Muridae. Bases 301 to 1800 code for a protein of 499 amino acids. Gene Ontology annotation, molecular function: RNA polymerase II cis-regulatory region sequence-specific DNA binding; DNA-binding transcription factor activity, RNA polymerase II-specific. Gene Ontology annotation, biological process: central nervous system development; regulation of transcription by RNA polymerase II. The transcript is spliced from 6 exons. The record is from RefSeq and is a predicted model, not a curated record. Gene Ontology annotation, cellular component: nucleus.